Messenger RNA from Exophiala viscosa, 2559 nucleotides. RefSeq names its product nucleolar complex-associated protein-domain-containing protein. Gene Ontology annotation, biological process: DNA replication initiation. NCBI's taxonomy places the organism in Eukaryota, Fungi, Ascomycota, Eurotiomycetes, Chaetothyriales, Herpotrichiellaceae. The record is from RefSeq and is a predicted model, not a curated record. The coding region runs from base 67 to 2112 and encodes 681 amino acids. The transcript has a single exon. Gene Ontology annotation, cellular component: nucleolus. Gene Ontology annotation, molecular function: chromatin binding.
GACUUCGGAUCAUUGACAGCCUGUAAAGAGACUGCGCCGUUUCCCUGUACAAGACUUGCCAGGACAAUGCCUCAUGGCCGCCCUGCGAAGCGCAGGCGCAUUACACCGCCGCUCGACGAUGAUAGACCUUCGGAGACGAUUAAGUCGUCUGAACUUUUCGCUCGAGCGGCCGACUGGGACCUAGAGCAGGCAUACGAGCAGAAGAAUAGAAGUAAGAAGAACAAAGAGCCUACCAGAUUACCCAUCAAGACUGCAGAAGGCCGAGUCCAACGGGUAGAAGAGGAAGCGAACGGGGAUGACUCCGACAGUUUUCUAGGAUCUGGCUCCGAGGACGAGGCCAACAAUGAGCCAGACACUCCUCCAACAGAAUCCGAACCUGCCAUACAAGUCCCGGUGAAGCAACAGAUACUUUCCGCGAAAGAAGAUAUCGCCCGUCUCGCCGGACAUCUCAAUGAAGACCCGGAAGAACACGCUUCAGCAUUCAAAAAGCUGGCACAGAUCAGUGGGCCAAAUUCGCCCAUUCCCGUGCAAAAGCUGGUGUUGGCGGCACAAGCGGCGGUCUACAAAGAUGUGAUACCGGGCUAUCGGAUAAGAGCUUACAAGGACGAAGACCUUGGGACGAAGGUGUCGAAGGAGGUGCGCCAGACGCGACAAUACGAGCAGUCGCUUGUCGCAGGAUAUCAAGCCUACGUCAAGCAUCUGGCCAACCUUGCAAAGGUGCGAAAAGGCGACGAAGAAUCGCGAUCUCUUCGAAGCGUUGCGAUCAAUUGCGUCUGCACGCUACUUCUCUCCGUGCCGCACUUCAACUUCCGCACCGAACUGCUCAACGUCCUUGCACGAGAGCUCGCCAGCAGGGAGGCGACGCCGGACUUUGCGAAAUGCAUCGGGACCAUUGAAAAGAUAUUUGCAGACGACGAUGACGGCGCGCCGUCCCUAGAAGCUGUCGGCAUCCUUACCAAAAUAAUGAAGGCUAAAGAGUAUCGUUUGCGGGAAGAAGUUCUAAACACCUUCUUCCAAUUACGCUUGCUAUCAGAACUUUCUGCUACGAGUUCCACUACCAGGACAGACAAGUCAGAAGAUGACGCCUCAAAGAUGCGUGGGAGGAAAGUGAAGAAGGAGAUGUGGGAGCACAGAUCCAAGAAGGAGAAAAAAUUUGCCAAGGAGCGAAAGGCGGUCGAGAAAGAUAUGCGCGAGGCUGAUGCGACGGUCAAUUAUGAAGAGCGGGAGAAAAUGCAGUCGGAAACCCUGAAGCUGGUCUUCGUCACAUACUUCCGCAUCCUGAAGGCGAGGGUUCCCGAGCUAAUGGGCGCGGUGCUCGAAGGAUUAGCCACCUACGCUCAUCUCAUCAACCAGGACUUCUUCGGUGACAUCCUCGAGGCCCUCAAGGACAUCAUCAGCCAAGCCGACGCAGCCUCGAAGGGUGAACUGGACCUGGAUGAUGAGGAGAUUGGCACGCUGCUGGACGUUGAUGGAGAAGAAAUUCGCAACCGGACCCGCGAAAGCCUGCUUGCGACACAGACGGCAUUCACGCUCCUGUCGGGACAAGAUGUUUCCAAGGCUGCCUCGAGUCUGCACCUGGACCUUUCGUACUUCACCUCGCAUACAUACCGUUCACUGUAUCCGCUGGCCCUCGAUGCGGAUAUCGAGCUUGGUCCGAAAUCAGUGCACCUGCCAGAUCCUCAUGUACCAAAGUCGUCACAAAAAGCGGCUAACAAGGUCAACGUCUCGACGCCGAUCUUGCUCCUGGCCCGCGUGCUGACCUCCAUACUGCUCACGCCGUCUCAACCUCCGCCGACAGUUGCAGCUGCUUCGUUCUUCAAGCGCCUGUUGACGAUAUCGGUACAAUUACCUGAGAAAUCAGCACUAGCAGUAUUGAGUCUUCUGGCCAAGAUCGCCGACAAGCAUGCCCGCAAGAUUGAAGCACUCUGGUACAGUGACGAAAGGAAAGGCGACGGAGUCUUCAAAGGGGAAGCCGACACUGUAGAAGGUACAAAUGUACUAUCCACUGGCAGUGGAGUGUGGGAGACGGAGUUGUUAAGAAGACACUACUGUCCAAAGGUCAGAGAGCAGGUGGCCUCUAUCGACAAGGUCAUUGCUGGACUACAUAGAUAGCUACAUCGGGCGAUCAAUCGCUGAGACGCAUUGCUCUAUGAAGGCACCAUACCGCAUAACAUGCCAUGCCGUGUAGGCAGGCCCUGUAGUCCGUGCAGCUAACAUCCUGGGGUGCAAAUGUUUGCAUCGUCGAUUCGUCACGGCUGUUGAUUGCGUACAGGUACGGGAGACAACGGUUACGCUAAAUUUUUCUUCGGCAGUGUUUGUAGUGCGCAGCUCCUGGCCCUUGCUUCUCCGGCAGAGCUUCGUCAAAGCUCCAUCGGAUCUGUCUAGCUAGCAUAUAUUCGUCAAAGCUCUUCAAAUGCAUGCUUGAUCAUUGUAAGGUUCGAUACACGGUGAUCAGCCAUGCGUUGUAGCCCUGUAGGUGUUGUCAGGGGCUAUUGCCACCUGUGGCUUGGGAUGGACGUCUUCCCCGUGCACGCCAGCGAUUGGGUCCGCAUCGUAGCG